Molecule: messenger RNA, 942 nt
Organism: Microthlaspi erraticum
Lineage: Eukaryota; Viridiplantae; Streptophyta; Magnoliopsida; Brassicales; Brassicaceae
Source: the annotation of a GenBank genome assembly
AUGCAGAGACCAGAAAUGAAUCAGCAGAGUUUAUCUUCGCUCAUCAACAAGAUAAGGCUCUUAAGUCUUUACCUUGAGCGAGAGGACUGGAUUGAGCUGGUUGAAACUGAAGAUUCGACUAGCUCUCCCGAAACUCAGUUUCAACCAGCUCAAUCCAGUCCUCUCGCUCAAGGUUCUUUGAUGACCAGUGGAGAACGUGGUGUCUCUUCUCCAUUACCAGCUGAGCUGAAAAAAACUGGCGUAGUACCAAUGAAGCAGGUCAUGAGUGGAUCAUCGAGAGAAUAUUCUGAUGACGAUGACCUUGAUGAAGAGAAUGAAACCACUGGUUCCUUGAAACCAGAAGACGUCAAAAAAUCCAGAAGGAUGCUGUCAAACCGAGAGUCAGCAAGGCGAUCUAGAAGGAGAAAGCAGGAGCAAACAUGUGAUCUCGAAACACAGGUCAAUGAGCUAAAAGGUGAACAUUCAACACUUCUGAAGCAACUGAGCAGCAUGAAUCACAAGUAUGAUGACGCUGCUGUUGGCAAUAGAAUACUAAAAGCUGACAUUGAGACAUUAAGAGCUAAGGUGAAAAUGGCGGAAGAAACUGUUAAGAGAGUGACAGGAAUGAAUCCACUGCUUCUCGGGAGAUCAAACGGACAUAACAACAACAACAACAUCAGAGUGCCAUUAACUGGUAACCACAGGAUGGAUUCUUCUUGCAUCAUUCCAGCUUUUCAACCACAAUCAAACCUAAACCAUUUGCCAAAUCCCAACAUUGGCAUGCCAAGACUCGAUAACAGUUUCGCUCCUCCUCCUCCUCCAUCCGUAAACUCCCAAACAAACUCUCACUUGCAGAGGAUAAGAAAUGCGCAAAAUCACCAUGUUGCUCCAAGCACUAGUCCAUAUGGCUGGAAUCCUGAACCUCAGAACGAUACAUCAUGGCCAAAGAAAUGCAUAGACUGA